AUGAAAAUUUUUAUUAGUCUGAUUACAACAUAGACUAUUUCAACAAUUAUAGCAUUCACGGAGUUUGAAGAACCAAAAGAAAUUAUCGCAUUAGCUUUAGAGCUCGCUGGCAUUGCGGCGUUGUUUUUGCUUAAUAAAUUUAAUCUUCCAGAGCUUUUAUAAAGGGCCAUGCUGUUGGGUUAAGCUAUCUUGAUUUUUGUUCUGAUGCCGAAUUCACAAUAUAAAUAUUUUACAGGGGCGUAUCACAUAAUAGUUCGUUUAAAAGCUUACACACAAGUUUCCCGACUAUUAUUGUUAGAAUGGUCAGUUUUACUUCUCAUCGUAUUUAUAUUUGGAACCGAGAUUGAAAUACAUUAAAUUUUUCGUAGCAUAUUUGCUUUUCUUGGUUUAUUAAUAAUCCAAGGUUUUGAACUUUAAGCCUGGCUUGAAAAAUACCAAAAGAAGCCAGAAAUCAUGAUUCACUCAAAAAUUUUAUACACAGGGUAUGAUUCGAACCCUAGAAGCCUAACUGAAAGAAUAACAGAUCCCAAUUUCUCAAUAUUAUACUUGGAUGAUCAAUUUAAUGCAAUAGGAUCUGAGAAAUCAAGCUCGAUUCUUAACAAUUUAGAAAACGGUUUGAAAUCUAUUUUGCAUGAUUUAAUUGUCCAUAAAAUAGACUCUUAAUCCAAAUCCAUACUCCAGUGGAAGAGUUCAGGGUGUUCUUUGCAAGAUUUGUUAGAUUAAGUUAGAGCAAACAGAAUCCCAAUGAUAAUUAGAAUUCUGGAUUACAGUCAUCCAUAGCUCAAUAGUCACUUCAUAAAGAUAAUUUAUUAGCGUGAAUUCUAAAUAUAAUUUUUGGAAUUAGAGGAACGAGAUAGGUACUAAAAAUAGAAAUAUGUCUUCGCAAUUUUGAAAUAACUGCUAAGCACUAUGUCUCAUGAAUUCGGAACUUCCCUGAAUUACUUGCUGGCCAUAGCAUAAGUGGCCAUAGAAAAAUACUCUGAUUCUGAUCUACUUUCUUAUUUCAUGCCCAUUAAAUCUAUGGGACUGAUAAUGCAUAAUUUCGUAUUAGAUAUGGUUGAUUACAAUAAUAUCAAAGGCAAGAAACUCGAAUUGCAAUUAGAAAAAAUAGAUAUUAGUUAAUUGUUGGAAGAAGUUAUUAGCAUCUUUUUCCAUACUCUAUAAUAGAAGGGACUCAAAAUCACCUACGAAAUCUUCUUAGUUGAAAAAUCCAUCUUAACUGAUGGCAGAAGACUCAAAUAAAUAUUAGUAACUCUGAUUCAGAAUGCUUAAAAAUUUACAUUCUCAGGAGGUAUAAAAAUAAUCGUAAAAUCAAUUGACUAAAAUAAAUAUGUGUAAUUUGAAAUAUCAGACACUGGUAUAGGAAUGACUAAAAAUGAAAUAGAAGGUCUCACUGAAAUGCUUAAAUAUGAUUAUAAAAAAGAGAAGAAGAUCUCUACCAAUACGGCUGGUUUCGGAUUGGGCAGUUUCUUAUGUAAUAAAAUAGCCAUGAGCUUAAGCAAUCUGAAAUACGAAGAAGGAGGCGGAAUUAGAUAUUAUAGUAGUCAAGAGAUUAAGGGGACAAAAGUAGUUUUUAAGAUUAUUAAUGAAUCAUUCAAUCUCACUUAUACUCUUACCGCUCCUUAAGAUAAUUCGAGUGGAAUAAUAAAAGUAGGAAGAAAUGCUGUUUUUGAUGUCAAGCAAUCUUAGAUUGAAUUUGGUUUAAAUGCUAUUAAAAAUCUAAUUACUCACAAGUUUAGCACAAUAAUGGUUCCAAAGGUGAACAGUUUUCAUGAUGAUCAUGUGAAAGGACAUUUUAUGAAGAGACUCACAACUAAGGAUAAAUUGGGAAGUCUUUUUAAAAUAUAAAUGCAACAUACUAAGAAGGAUUAAGACAGUAUUAAUGAGGAAACUAACGAAGGAGACUAUUAAAGAAGACUGCAAUUUUAAAAUAUCAGACUUCCUUGUUUUCCACAAUAAAAUCAAUCCAGCAAACAAAAUUCUUAUGAUGAAAUUGAUAAUGUUAUUGUUAAUUGCAAUUGCAAAUAAAUCCUCAUUGUUGAUGAUGAGAUGAUCAACAUCCUUGGGUUGCAACUUAUGUUAAAGUCAUUCAAUUUAGAAUCGGAUUCCUCUUACAAUGGCCAAGAGGCACUUAUAAAAUUGGAGUAAGCCCAUUGUUUAUAUGAUUUUAUCUUUAUGGACAUCAAUAUGCCAAUAAUGGAUGGAUUUGCUACUACAAAAGCGAUAAUUGAGAAAUAUAAAAAUGAUGCUCCAAUUAUUAUUGCUUGCACAGCCUUCACUGAUAGUGAAACAAAAUAAUAUUGUUAUGAAAUAGGCAUGUCUCAUUAUAUCAGUAAGCCUGUCAAUAAAAAUGAAUUACAAAAACUUCUAAGCUAUCUUAUUAAUUGA
Paramecium tetraurelia is the source of this 2388-nucleotide messenger RNA. RefSeq lists its product as uncharacterized. The transcript is spliced from 4 exons. Gene Ontology annotation, biological process: phosphorelay signal transduction system. Lineage: Eukaryota; Ciliophora; Oligohymenophorea; Peniculida; Parameciidae. The record is from RefSeq and is a predicted model, not a curated record. Gene Ontology annotation, molecular function: phosphorelay sensor kinase activity.